UCGCCCCAUAAAUACAUCCACUCUCCACUCGAAACUCAUCUUUCUACUCUUCACUCCCACCAAGACUUUUCUCAAUCUUCCUUGUUAAUUCUGAUUCUACUGCGAGCUAGCAAUGGCCAAGGACAUUGAAGUAGGUGGGCCUCGCGACUUCCAGGCGAAGGACUACUACGACCCGCCGCCGGCUCCUCUGAUCGACGCUGAAGAGUUAACCAAGUGGUCAUUUUACAGAGCCAUUAUAGCUGAGUUCGUAGCCACUCUCUUGUUCUUGUACAUAACUGUGUUGACCGUGAUUGGUUACAAGAGCCAGACUGACCCAGACCUUAAUACCGAUCAAUGUGGUGGUGUUGGCAUUCUCGGCAUCGCUUGGGCCUUUGGUGGCAUGAUCUUCGUUCUCGUUUACUGCACCGCCGGCAUUUCUGGUGGGCACAUUAACCCGGCUGUAACAUUUGGGCUGUUUUUGGCGAGAAAGGUGUCUCUAGUGCGAGCCAUACUGUACAUGGCGGCUCAGUGUUUGGGAGCCAUUUGUGGUUGUGGGCUAGUUAAGGCAUUCCAGAAGGCUUACUAUGACAGAUACGGCGGAGGAGCCAACGGGCUCGCCGACGGCUACAGCACCGGAACUGGGUUGGGCGCUGAGAUUAUUGGAACUUUUGUUCUUGUCUACACUGUUUUCUCUGCAACUGAUCCCAAGAGAAACGCUAGGGAUUCACAUGUUCCCGUCUUGGCACCUCUCCCAAUUGGAUUCGCUGUGUUCAUGGUUCACCUGGCUACCAUUCCGGUCACUGGAACUGGAAUCAACCCGGCUAGAAGUUUUGGAGCUGCUGUGAUUUACAAUCAGGAUAAGACAUGGGAUGACCAUUGGAUUUUCUGGGUUGGACCUUUAAUUGGUGCUGCCAUCGCUGCGUUUUAUUACCAAUUCGUCCUCAGAGCAUCUGCGGUUAAAGCUUUUGGAUCCUUCAGGAGCAGCUCCGCCAUAUGAUUUUGACAAGUAAUGGUGGAGGAAGAAUGCAUUAUUGCUUCGUUAAGAGGCUAAAGAGACCAUGGAAUCUGUAUAUUAUUAUGUAAUUUUGCUAAUGUUGUCAUCUACUUUGCCUUCCUUUUUCUUUUCUAUCUGGUCAUCAUGUACUUGAUGCUAAUAAAAAUUAAUAUCAAGACUUUUGUGUCAA
Mangifera indica (mango) is the source of this 1163-nucleotide messenger RNA. RefSeq names its product aquaporin PIP2-2-like. Gene Ontology annotation, cellular component: plasma membrane. Bases 113 to 976 code for a protein of 287 amino acids. Gene Ontology annotation, molecular function: water channel activity. Lineage: Eukaryota; Viridiplantae; Streptophyta; Magnoliopsida; Sapindales; Anacardiaceae. The transcript is spliced from 4 exons. Gene Ontology annotation, biological process: transmembrane transport. The record is from RefSeq and is a predicted model, not a curated record.